Molecule: messenger RNA, 838 nt
Organism: Diatraea saccharalis (sugarcane borer)
Lineage: Eukaryota; Metazoa; Arthropoda; Insecta; Lepidoptera; Crambidae
Source: the annotation of a GenBank genome assembly
AACCCUGAAACCAAAAGCAUGGUUAAAACCAAAGCUUGUCGAAUAUAAAAUGUUGCUAGUAAUCACAACUCGUAUAAUAGAUCCGUUUGUCGAUGACAACGGCGAGUAAGCUGGAAGGUGAGCUGAGUGCACUGAAGCGUCGGCUGGGGCUCACUCUCAUCAAGUUCGAGGACGCGGCGGUAGAGUUGGAGCCGUUUGUGCGCGCGCACGUGUUCGAAACUGCUCCCCAGCUGGCCGAACAACUGCUCAGGCACUUUAAGGACGAGCUGAAGUGGCAAGCGGCCAAGAUCCUGGGCUCGGUGGACUUCCUGGGCAACCCUCUGGGCUUCGUGGCGGACGUGUCCGAGGGCGUGAGAGGGGCUUUUCUGGAGGGCAACAUCUCCACACUUUUCAAGAACGUGACGCACGGACUUUCCAAUUCGGCCGCCAAGGUCACCGAGUCUCUGGGUGACGGCCUCGAGCGCGUGGUGAGCGACGAGGCGCACGAGGAGACGCGCCGCCGCAUCCGCAGCGCCGCCGCCGGGGCGCAUCUGGCCGCCGGCAUCAGGGGGCUGGGGCUCGGCAUACUGGGCGGCAUGACUUCCCUGGUGAAGCACAGCUACGAGGGCGCGGCGUCGGAGGGCCUGCCGGGGUUCCUGGCGGGCGUGGGCAAGGGCCUGGUGGGCACCGUCACCAAGCCCGUCAUCGGAGUCCUGGACCUCGCCGCCGAGACCGCCUCUGCGGUGCGGGACACCAGCAGGAGGUACGUCACCGAUAAUAUUUUUUAAAUAAUAAUAAGUUUAAGCAGAAUCAUGAAUUUGGACAUUUUAUUUAUUUAUUAAAUAUUUACCCUCCAAUC